This is a messenger RNA of Guillardia theta CCMP2712, 2361 nucleotides long. RefSeq lists its product as hypothetical. The transcript is spliced from 3 exons. Bases 1 to 2361 code for a protein of 786 amino acids. Lineage: Eukaryota; Cryptophyceae; Pyrenomonadales; Geminigeraceae. The record is from RefSeq and is a predicted model, not a curated record.
AUGGAGUCAGCAACGUUGCCGAACGAGGCAAAAAACGGUGCUUCGAAAAGCGACACUUUCGACGUGAGCCUGGUGGGGCGGGCCCGUGCCGGCUUCCGCCUGCCGAUCAGCGGGCCGGCGCAGUCUCAGGGAUCGCAGCAGCAAACAGUGGGCCUGGCGCUGGGGCUGCUUUCGCCGCCCUCGGCAGGAGGGGAGGCGCCGGGGUCAGGGCUGCAGGUGAGGGGGGUGGCGGCGCGGUACCAGGCGAGGACGGUGCCGGCCUCGGACAAGAUCAGCGCUUCCUCCUCGAAGGACCUGGGGGACAGCCCGGCGGCGUCGGUGUGCGGGAGCCUGGGGCUGGAGGACGUGCGGAGCCCGGAGCUGGUGAGGACGGGGUACGUGCUCUCCUUCACGCUGGUGAUCGCGGCGACGUGCCUGCUGGAGGGGCGGGGGAACGUGUUCGCGCUGAACCUGGCGAUCCUGUCGGCGCUGCCGCUGCUGUCGGCGACGAUGGUGUUCCACGGGAUGGAGGCGGGGAGGCCGAGGCGGUCGCUGCUGGCGGCGGCGGGGGCGACGCUGCUGGCGGGCUCGGGCGUGUCGGUGAUCGUCUCGAACGGGACGCUGUCGCUGACGCGGCACCUGCCGGGGCUGGCGGUGGUGUGCCUGUUCUUCUACCUGAUGUCGACGUCGUGGCGGAGGAUCCUGUCGGUGGUGUGCAGCGUGCUGGUGCUGCUCUGCGUGGUGCUGAGCAUGGUGAUCGACGCCAACUUCGAGAACAAGCAGACGCUGGUGCUGACGACGGUGCUCAUCUUCGGGCUGCUCUUCGUGCAGAGUCACGUGGCGGUGACGCCGAUGAGCUGCCGGAAGGACGCGGGGCGGGGGCCGCGGGGAGGAGACAACACCAUGGCCUUCACGCUCGCCUUCGUGAUGCUGCAGGCGGUGGUGGCGAUCGUGUUCCUGGCGCUGACGUCCAAGGUGGUGGGGCCCGAGGUGGCGCUGUACGACACGAAGCUCUCGCCCACGACGGUGCAGCAGCUGCUCUCGGGCAACGCGACCUACGUGGUGAUGGGAGGGGACAGCAUGCCCGUGCACAUGCUGGACGGGGUGGCGGUGGACGGGGGGAACCGGCUGUUCCUGUACCGGCUGAACCCGCUGACGGUGGGGCUGAGCGCGGUGAUGCUCCUGACGAUCUACGUGAUCUACACGUUCCUGAAGCUACCCGAGAGCAGCCACCACUGCAGCAAGAUCUCGCCCGACGACGACUACUGCGGGGAGUCGCUGCAGGACCACACGCACUGGGUCUUCUGCUUCUCGGUGUGCAUGGUGUUCUGCAACUUCGCGAUCAUCUCCUUCGUGUGCUUCCCGCGGCAGCUGGACUCGUGCGUCCUGCUGGCCUACAUCAUCGGGGCGCAGGUGGAGGUGGUGAUCGCGCCGCGGGAGGGGGAGGAGAACGGGCUGCAGUCGCUGGCGCGGACGCUGUGCGGGAUGGUGGUGCUGCUGCUGUGGAUGUUCGUGUGGGCGAAGCUGCGGCAGGACAUCGACGGGGUGAUCUUCAUCUUCAUCUUCAAGAUCCUGCUCGAGUUUAUGAUCGUGGGCUACCACACGGGGAGCAAGCGGGUGAUGGAGCACGUGGUGGAGUGCCGGGUGCUGUACGCCGUCUGCAACACCUUCCUGUUGGUGACGGUGUAUUUAGCGUGGGGGCACUGGCGGCCCCCAUCCGAUGUGUACGGGCACGCCACCUCCACCGGCUCCGCCGCACAGCCCUUCGCCGACCCCUACGCCCAGGCGAACCACUACCGCUCCAUGGCCUCGUCGGCCCUUGGCGCGCCCUCCCGCGCGGUAGUCGCGGGCGGCUUCAGCUCCCCCUACCACCCCCCCGCGAACUACGGCAUCGCGGACACACUGGACUUCCGCGACGGCAUCGAGAUCAUGGAGGACGAGCCCCCGCCCCCGGAGGACGGGCCCAAGAGCGUGGCGUGGGAGGACUACAGCUCCGACGAGGAGCGGGCCUCCCCGCCCUCCCCCGCGGCGGUCAGCAAGCGCGACCUGCAGGCGAUGAUCGAGAGGAACCUGAAGCAGAACUGCGGCGGCCGCUACCAGGCCAAGAGCCGCAUCAGCAGCAAGGCCACCGAGCCCGCCCCGGUGCCCGCCAAGGCGUCGGGGAAGCAGGCGGGGAAGCAGGCGCCGGCGGCCCCCAAGCAGGCGCCGGCGGCCCCCAAGCAGGCGUCGGCGGCGAAGGAGAUCAGCCUCUCCUCGAAGGAGUCGAUCAACCAGAGCCUGAGGAGGCUGGCGGAGACGAGCCGCUCCGAGGCCAAGCCCUCGCAGGUGAACCUGAGCUCCGGCAGCCUGUGGAAGGUGAUCCGCGACCAGUCGGCGAGGUGA